Messenger RNA from Colletotrichum abscissum, 663 nucleotides. RefSeq names its product endoplasmic reticulum vesicle protein 25. Bases 1 to 663 code for a protein of 220 amino acids. Lineage: Eukaryota; Fungi; Ascomycota; Sordariomycetes; Glomerellales; Glomerellaceae. Gene Ontology annotation, cellular component: endoplasmic reticulum-Golgi intermediate compartment; endoplasmic reticulum; COPII-coated ER to Golgi transport vesicle. The transcript is spliced from 4 exons. The record is from RefSeq and is a predicted model, not a curated record. Gene Ontology annotation, biological process: Golgi organization; endoplasmic reticulum to Golgi vesicle-mediated transport; intracellular protein transport.
AUGGCGCCGACGACAUCAUUGCUGCGCUACGUGUGCGGUCUUGUGCUACUCGCUUGCUGCGCCCAGGCGCUCAGGUUCGACCUGCAUGCUACGAGCACCCACGAGGGCAAGAAGGAGCGAUGCAUUCGCAAUUUCGUCGCUAGGGACACCUUGGUCGUCGUCACGGCUAUUGUGGAUGGUUCAAAGGGUGACGGCAUGACUGUCAACAUGCACAUCAAGGAUGCUGUUGGCAACGACUACGGAAAGCCCAAGGACAUUGCAGGCGGCGAGAAGCGUGUCGUCUUCACCUCCCACGCAGACGCUGCCUUCGACGUUUGCUUCGAGAACAUCCUCUCUGGCUCCGGCCGCAGCGGCGCAACGAGUCGCCACAUUGAGCUCGACAUCGACAUUGGCGCCGACGCAAAGGACUGGAACGCCAUCCAGGCGACGGAGAAGCUCAAGCCCGUCGAGGCGGAGCUCAGGCGCAUCGACGAGCUCGUCAGCGAGAUCAACACCGAGAUGGACUACCUGCGCGCCCGCGAGCACAAGCUGCGCGACACCAACGAGAGCACAAACACCCGCGUCAAGUGGUUCGGCAUCGGCACGACGCUCAUCCUCGUCGGACUGUGGGGUUGGCAGAUUAUGUACCUGCGGGCAUACUUCAGAUCCAAGCACCUGAUUUAA